GGGCUCCCGGGCUCCCCUCCUCCCCAGCCCGCUCCUCCAGCUCCCUCGCCAACUCCGGGCCCCAGCCGCGGGCGGGCGCACGGCGGGCGGGCAGCAUGCUGAGCCUCCUCGUCUGGAUCCUCACUCUCUCCGAUACUUUCUCCCAAGGGACCCAGACCCGCUUCAGCCAGGAGCCAGCCGACCAAACCGUGGUGGCCGGACAGCGGGCCGUGCUCCCCUGUGUGCUGCUCAACUACUCUGGGAUUGUGCAAUGGACCAAGGACGGGCUGGCCCUGGGCAUGGGCCAGGGCCUCAAAGCCUGGCCGCGGUACCGGGUCGUGGGCUCCGCGGACGCCGGGCAGUACAACCUGGAGAUCACGGAUGCCGAGCUGUCUGACGACGCCUCCUACGAGUGCCAGGCCACCGAGGCCGCCCUGCGCUCCCGGAGGGCCAAGCUCACCGUGCUCAUCCCCCCGGAGGACACCAGGAUUGACGGAGGCCCUGUGAUUCUGCUGCAGGCAGGCACCCCGCACAACCUCACGUGCCGAGCCUUCAACGCCAAGCCUGCAGCCACCAUCAUCUGGUUCCGGGACGGGACACAGCAGGAGGGUGCCGUGGCCAGCACGGAGUUGCUGAAGGAUGGGAAGAGGGAGACCACCGUGAGCCAGCUGCUCAUUAACCCCACAGACCUGGACAUCGGGCGUGUGUUCACCUGCCGCAGCAUGAACGAGGCCAUCCCGAGUGGCAAGGAGACUUCCAUCGAGCUGGAUGUGCACCACCCUCCUACAGUGACCCUGUCCAUUGAGCCACAGACGGUGCAGGAGGGUGAGCGUGUCGUCUUCACGUGCCAGGCCACAGCCAACCCCGAGAUCCUGGGCUACAGGUGGGCCAAGGGGGGGUUCUUGAUUGAAGAUGCCCAUGAGAGUCGCUACGAGACGAAUGUGGAUUAUUCCUUCUUCACGGAGCCUGUGUCUUGUGAGGUCCACAACAAAGUGGGGAGCACCAAUGUCAGCACUCUAGUAAACGUCCACUUUGCCCCCCGGAUCGUGGUUGACCCCAAACCCACGACCACAGACAUUGGCUCUGAUGUGACCCUCACCUGUGUCUGGGUUGGGAAUCCCCCCCUCACUCUCACCUGGACCAAAAAGGACUCAAACAUGGGGUCCAGGCCUCCUGGCUCCCCACCCGAGGCUGCUCUCUCUGCCCAGGUCCUGAGUAACAGCAACCAGCUGCUGCUGAAGUCCGUGACUCAGGCAGAUGCCGGCACCUACACCUGCCGGGCCAUCGUGCCUCGGAUCGGAGUGGCCGAGCGGGAGGUGCCACUUUAUGUGAAUGGGCCCCCCAUUAUCUCCAGCGAGGCGGUGCAGUAUGCUGUUAGGGGUGACGGUGGCAAGGUGGAGUGUUUCAUUGGGAGCACGCCACCUCCGGACCGCAUAGCCUGGGCAUGGAAGGAGAACUUCUUGGAGGUGGGCACCCUGGAGCGCUACACAGUGGAGAGAACCAACUCGGGCAGCGGGGUGCUGUCCACGCUCACCAUCAACAACGUCAUGGAGGCCGACUUUCAGACCCACUACAACUGCACCGCCUGGAACAGCUUUGGGCCGGGCACUGCCAUCAUACAGCUAGAAGAGCGAGAGGUGUUACCCGUGGGCGUCAUCGCCGGGGCCACCAUCGGCGCAGGCAUCCUGCUCAUCUUCUUCUUCAUCGCCUUGGUAUUCUUCCUCUACCGGCGCCGCAAAGGCAGUCGCAAGGAUGUGACCUUGAGGAAGCUGGACAUCAAAGUGGAGACGGUGAACCGAGAACCGCUCACGAUGCAUUCUGACCGGGAGGACGAUGCUGCCAGUGUGUCCACCGCGACCCGGGUCAUGAAGGCCAUCUACUCGUCCUUUAAGGAUGAUGUGGAUCUGAAGCAGGACCUGCGCUGCGACACCAUCGACACCCGGGAGGAGUAUGAGAUGAAGGACCCCACCAACGGCUACUACAACGUGCGUGCCCACGAAGACCGCCCGUCCUCCAGGGCGGUGCUCUAUGCUGACUACCGCGCCCCUGGCCCUGCCCGCUUCGACGGCCGCCCCUCAUCCCGUCUCUCCCACUCCAGCGGCUACGCCCAGCUCAACACCUACAGCCGGGCCCCUGCCUCCGACUACGGCCCGGAGCCUGCGCCCCCUGGCCCUGCUGCCCCAGCUGGCACUGACACCACCAGCCAGCUGUCCUACGAGAACUAUGAGAAGUUCAACUCCCAUCCCUUCCCCGGGGCAGCUGGGUACCCCACCUACCGACUGGGCUACCCCCAGGCCCCGCCCUCCGGCCUGGAGCGGACCCCAUAUGAGGCGUACGACCCCAUCGGCAAGUACGCCACGGCCACUCGAUUCUCCUACACCUCCCAGCACUCGGACUACGGGCAGCGAUUCCAGCAGCGCAUGCAGACUCACGUGUAGGGCCAGAGCCUGGCUGGGGCGUCUCUGCGGGGCAGAGGAGAAGGCUUUCACAGCUGUUCCCUGAUAUUCAGGGGCAUUGCUCGUUGCUCCCUUCUCGGACCAGCCUUCCUCCUCCGCCGUGGCAGGUGGGGAGCAGGUCUCCCAGAAACACCCCGUCCCGAGGAUGGUGCUCUGUGCAUGCCCCAGCCUCCCGGGCCUGCCCUUCCCUCUUCUUCGGGAGGGUGUGUCUCUUCCGACCUGCGCUCCUGCCUGACCCCAGCUAGGGGACAGGGAUGUGAAGGUUGGGGAGAGCAGAGGGGGCACUUUUUAGCAUUCCCUUUCUAUCCCACCCUCUGGUCUCCCGCAAGUGGGAACGGGGGUAUAUGGGUGUGGGCAGGCUUUGGCCUAGGGGACAUGGAGUAUGGGAGUGGGUGGCUCUGGCACAGGCAGGUGGAAAACGGCACAGCCCGGCCAGUCCCUGUGUUGUGUGCAUUCAUGCGCUGGGUGCAUCUCUCCCUCCUUAGGGGACUGCAGAAGGGACCUUGGAUUUGUUUUAGCUCUUGUCUACAGAACAGCCCUGGCACCGAGUUCAAAUCCAGCCCUCAUUCAGCCGGGAUCAAAAUGCCAGUCACUCUGGCUGCCCACUGUGGACACUCGUCUGUCAGCGUGCAGGGGAGCCAGGCGUCCCCAGCAGCACUGCCCGAUUUCCUUCUCUGUGCGGGGCCAGCCAGAUAAGUCCGGGUCCAGGUGGAGAAGGACCGUGUCCUAAUUGACCAAGAGACCGCUAUUGCAUAGCAGUUUCCAGAACCGACACUAGAGGGAGCCACCUGUCUCUCCCCGUCUGCCCCACUUCCUCGCUUUGACUCUGAGCCUGUUUGGGGAGGAGUGAGGUAGGGUGGGGUGCUUUGGGCUAUAUUUCAAAGACAACAAAAACAAUGAAAACCUCAUUUGGGGGGGAAAAAGCUGUAAGGAUUCCCCCACCCAAAUACAAGUCCCAGUGGAAGGGAAAGGGGCACCUGUUCUUCUCCACCAGGUUCCUAGCACCCUCCAUUACUCUUUCAGUCUCCAAGCACUUUGAAUACAUUUUACACAUUCAGGUGGUGAGACCUGUCACACAGGUGGGCGCUCUGAUAGGGUUAGGGAGAGGGCCUGGCUCUCAGGCUCUACUGUCCUACCUGGGGGCCCACCAGCUGGUUAGAGGCCACCUUCCAAGGGGGCAUGGGAGAUGUUCUCUUUAGACAGGUUUUUGUUAAGUGUCUUUUUUUUUUCUUUCUUGGACCAAUCAGAUUCCUUCUUCCACUUUCAGUGCCUUGAGCGUCAAGCUUUGGAUGACCCACCCUGUGUGGGCCGGUUUUGUGCAGGGAGCGGGUACUGCGAGCCCCAGACACACUGUCAGAUGUUGCAGUGUUGGGGAGAGGUGGAGAGGGAAUCUGGAGAGGUAGGGGGGCCGGGAAACGGCCCCGACAGAGAACUUGUGCAGACCGGGAGAAGGUGGCACGGAAGGGCGCUGCAGGCACGCCACGGCCCAUUUCUCCUCCUCCAUGCGCACGCGCGCGCACAUCCACGCAUUCCACACGACCGCUUCGCCGCCGCCACCUUCCGACCAAAGAGAACCUCUGCCCCUGCCCCGGCCUCGCCUUCCCAGGGAGCGGUGCCUGGAGUUGGCUCUUCUCUGCCUUCCCCGCUGCUGCUUGUCUGGUGGGAGGCGGGGCCUCGGGUGCAAUUCCCAGAAUGUUCCUUGCCCUUUCUCGGUGGUCACCAUUCAUUACUCAUGUUCACUUUAAUGAGUUACAUGCUCAUCAGCCACGGGCCAUCACCACCCUUACUGAUGGGCCUGAGGGGUGACAUUCCCAGGCAUCCCUUUGCUGGUAACCAGAUAAUACCCAGGAAGCAAGUAGCUCCAGUUCCGACCUCCCAGGCAGCCUCUGUGUCCUCUAUUUCAGCAGAGAGGGUCCUGCGGACUGGGCCUGGCUGGCACUUGUGGGCUCCCAGCUGUGUCCCACCCCUGGAAGCUGACCCCUUUCUGCAAGAGUCUUUUUGUGAGGACUCAGUGGGAAGGUCUGUCAAGAAUGCAGGUUCCUGUGCAGAAAACGGAUACAAAGUUUUACUGUUUUCAUAGACACCAGAGCCAUGGGUAAUCCGAACACUUAAAACCUAUGAUUGAUGGCUUUUUAAACAUGAAUAUUCAAGAAAAAAUUUUUUUCUUGUUUUGGGUUUGGCCAGACUCUAUUUCCUUCUUUUUGUUUUAAGUAUUAGGCCCAUUCUGUUGAAAUGAUGGCAAGGAAGGGCCCAAGGUGACUAGGUAAUUCAGCUGAAGGUGCAGAAAAAGGAAACCCAGUUUUCAGACGCCUGGUACAGGGCUACUUCGCUGUACUCUGCUGUUUAACACAUGGACUGGGUCCUGGGUGUCGAGCAAGCACCAUGUAAGGCAAAGGAAACAUCAGCAACCAAGGCAGCCUCUGCCUGCCCUCUGCAACUCACACGCUGGUGCCAUCAGAAUCUGAAUUGGAACUGCCUGGUAGGCCCCAUGGAACUACUGUUUUGAGGAGUGGGCUUGAUCACAGAGCUUUGCUGUCUAAUGCUUGAGUCUUCUAGCCUGGUGGUGCUCUGUACUUGGUGAUCCUGAUCACCUUCGACAUUCUUGCUUCAGUGGAAAGAGCAAGGGACUAGGGUCAGGAGACCUGAGAGCCAGUCCUGAAACUGCUGUUAACUGAGUGACCUUGGCCUAACCUCUUUACAUUCCUCGCCCCCAAUUUUCUGGCCUGUAAAGUGAGGGGUAAGGGUUGCACCAACCAAGUCUGCUCUUCACUUGCUGUUUCUGCUUGGUGGGGCCUGUGGGGCGGGGAGGGAUAGCUUAUCCCUAGCAAGGAGUUGGGAACAGUGGCUAGCACGUUGGUGGAUAGAAGGUUCUCCUAUUCAAAGAAAUUUUCACCAUGGGCUUCAUUAUCUUAUUCGAAGUGUGAAUUGAUUCCCAACAGGGACCCCUGCAUCCUAAACAGCAACAAAAAGCACACCCUAAACUUCCGAGCAAAAUCAAUAUGGUGGGUUAUCCUUUAGCCCUUGGGUCAUGCAUGGUGUUCCCCAUAUAAUCCCAAUAGGUUUGCAAAAGUGUCUCUUGCCAGGGCAGGACAGGGUGUGUUUCCUUUACUGUGUACCCAGGUUUCAGGCAACUACUGUCUGGGAAAAUGGGAGCAGCCACCCUCCACCCCAGUCCUCAGGAACAUCCCUCUGGCCCAGGGUCGGCCCGUUCCCCUUACCAAGCAGUGAAACCUGUAGUCCAAGGUGUCUAGAGCCAGGGCACAAUGAGUGGGCACAGCGGACCCUGUUGGGAAGCAGCCUUCUGCAAGGGGAACUGGUGGAGGGAAGAGGAGUAAAGCAGUUUUGACAGAAAUUCUGGUCUUGAAGAGGUUCUCGUGAUUCUGGGUGAGUCGUGGUCUCUUUCUUUAUGGAGGGCCCAGCCUGCAUCCAAAAUCCUGGAUCCCUCAAAGUCCAGCCAUGGGGUUUGCAUGAAGCAAAAACCAUAAGUUAGAAAGGAGAAAGGCCAGGGAUGGGAGCAGGGCUAUGUGCUCACAAACGUCUUGCUGGGAGUGAAGGGGCUAGUUUGACUGCCCUGUCUCUGGGCAGUAUGUUCUCUCCUUAUGCCAGCAGUCGCCUCUCCCCUCGUGGUGUUGAGGGGAGCCUUUUCUGCUUUACAGCAAGGAGCACAUUGCACCAGGCCCUCUUAUUAACCUGUGGACGCUCUGUCAGGAGCCACGAGUCCCGGGCUCCUUCAGAUGGCAUUGGAGGGCCUGUCAGUGUAUUUGACCCAGGUGCAUAGCAAUGUUGGGCCAUUUGGGUUUGAAGAAAACCACGUUAAAGCCAAGACCCCCUUUGGAGCGAACUGGCUCAGCUGCUGCCUUGCUGUUUUCUGUGUGGACAGUCCUGUCCCCACUGCUGAACUCCAGGCCCUCCCAAGGCUUCUCUGUGCAUCAGUGCUGUCUGACCUGAGCCUGGUCAUCACCCUGUCUCUGGGCCGUUGUGCGUGUUGAGAAUUACCCGGUGGGAUUAGCCAAGCUGCUGACCCUGGUGCGGCCUGUGAGGAGGCUGUGAUGAAGCCGGAGUGCCCAGACCAGGAGAUGUGAUUGGAAGGGCAUUUAUUUUUGUGAAGAGGAUAUCAAAUUAGCAUUUAAAUAUCCCAUUCCUCUCUCCUGGCCUGCCCCACCCCGCAGGGUUUCUCUGUCCCCAAGUUCAGACUUUGAGAAUGGCACCGGCUCACCUUUGUCUGCUGGGUCCUGACACUCCAGACCUCUGGGCUGGUGGAGGGGCCUCAGAAAUGGAUGGUGGGGGCGGGAUCCCAUUUUCUUGCAUCACUGUGAGGGAGCUCCAGGCCCUGUCCCUGGAGAAAUAAUUGCUGCGCAGAAGUCACAGGCCAUGCUGGGCAGUUCUGGUACAAGCCUGCCCUUAAAAAAAAUAAUAAUAAUAACUCCAUUUGCAUAGAACUAUCACUCAUUCCUACCAGCCCACUGCCUCUGUCCUUGGCUUUUUUGCUGGCCCAAAUCACGGGCCUCUGAGUGUUGGUGGUCCCUGGGCUCUUCAGAUGCUGCCGCUUGGGAAUACUAACUCUGGGGAGACAGCAGCCAAAUUGCCAAUACAAUCAAACUCUUGACACAAUCCUGUUAGCAGUAGUGACCCAGAAGAUUCUGCUGCCUACAAUUUCACCAGAAAGAGGUCCAGAGCUCCCUGUGGUCACAUUUUCUACCCCCAGCUAUUCCUGGGAUUGCAACUGCCAUGUCUGGCUCCAGUUGAAUUUUCUCCACCCAACCCCCCAGUAAUAAAUGGAUCCAUGAUGAUAACUAAGAGAAGAGAAAAAAAAUAUAUUAUUUUUGUUAGGACAAACCAUCGUAGAUUUUUAGCAAUGUGUAUCUGUGUGUCCCUCACACCUUUUUCCUAUUCUGCCUUUUUUUUUCCUUUUUUUAAAAUAUUAUGUACUAUAUUUUUAGUCUCAAACACACUAUAUAUUAUAUAUAUUUAAUUUUUUUAUAUAUAUAAAUAUAAAUGUUUUAAAAAGU
This is a messenger RNA of Microcebus murinus (gray mouse lemur), 7444 nucleotides long. RefSeq names its product kirre like nephrin family adhesion molecule 1 (gene KIRREL1). Gene Ontology annotation, biological process: cell-cell adhesion. Gene Ontology annotation, cellular component: cell-cell junction; plasma membrane. Lineage: Eukaryota; Metazoa; Chordata; Mammalia; Primates; Cheirogaleidae. Gene Ontology annotation, molecular function: cell adhesion molecule binding. The record is from RefSeq and is a predicted model, not a curated record.